Molecule: messenger RNA, 324 nt
Organism: Mucor velutinosus
Lineage: Eukaryota; Fungi; Mucoromycota; Mucoromycetes; Mucorales; Mucoraceae
Gene: CDC5
Product: Cell cycle serine/threonine-protein kinase cdc5/MSD2
Exons: 1
Coding region: 1-324 (107 amino acids)
Biological process (GO): sulfur compound metabolic process
Cellular component (GO): mitochondrion
Molecular function (GO): molybdopterin cofactor binding; heme binding; sulfite oxidase activity
Source: RefSeq, a predicted model, not a curated record
AUGACCUCAAAGCAACCGCUUGAUUACAGCCAAGACCCAAAGCAUGAUUCUUGCCAGCUGAUUGUCCGUAAGGAUGCUCCAUUCAAUGCUGAACCUUGUCCUGUUGACCUAGUGAAGAAUUACAUCACACCUGAAAAGUACUUUUUUUGCCGCAAUCAUGGUCCAUUGCCUGAUAUUCAGGAGGCAGAGCAUACAAUCCUGGUGCAAGGCAUUGGAUGCGAGAAGCCCAUCCAUUUCAACAUGAAACAAAUCAAGCAGGAUUACGAAAAGGUGUCCGUAAUGAUGGUGAUGCAGGUAUGUAAUGUGUUUUUUAGCCGAAUAUAA